CAAGGAAAGGCAGAGAAAAUCAAAACGAAACUGACCAGAAAAACAAAAAUGGAGAACGCGGCGGUGAUGAUGGACUUGCAGGCGUUGCCGGAAGGCUGCAUAGCCAACGUGAUCUCGCUGACGACUCCUCGAGACGCGUGCAGGCUGUCGUUGAUUUCGAGGGAUUUCAAGUCGGCGGCGGACUCCGACGCCGUUUGGGACAAGUUCCUUCCGCAUGAGACCAAUGAGAUCCUAUCCCACUCCGAAUCUGCAAUCCACGCCAAAUCCAAGAAGGAGCUUUACUUCACUCUCUCUCACAACCCCAUCGUCAUCGACGAUGGCAAGAUGAGCUUUUCACUUGACAAAUGGAGUGGGAAGAAAUGCUAUAUGAUAGCUGCAAGGCGCCUUCGGAUUGCUUGGGGUGAUAAUCCGGAUAUUUGGACAUGGAAAUCUCUGCCCGAGUCCAGGUUUAAGGAGGCGGCCGAGCUUCAUAGUGUAAGUUGGUUUGAAAUCCGUGGGAGGAUUGAAACGCGCAUGCUGUCCCCAUCCACGACGUAUAAAGCUUAUCUGGUGUACAAGUUAACUAAACGCGGUUAUGGACAACAGUGGCCUGUCGUGGUCACAGUUGGUGCGAGAGCUUAUGGGUUUGAUUAUGAAUGCCCUGGUUUGAAGGAAAUAACUGCAGAAAGAAAAAAAAUCAAUGAAGCUAAAUUUCCAAAUGAAAACAGGGUGGAUGGGUGGCUGGAGAUGGAGCUGGGUGAGUUUCACUGUGAAGGAGAUGAAGACGAGGAGUUGGAAAUGAUUUGUUGCAAGAUUGAGAAUUAUACUGGUAUGGGUGGUCUCCUUGUUAAAGGGAUUGAGAUCAGACCCAAAAGGAACAUGGAUAUAGUGAUUGACCAGGAUCAUGGUGGUUUGCCAGCUAUCGAUCAUGGUGAUUUGCGAGCUAUGUACCAGUACGUACAUGUAUCUGGUCUGAAGUCGAUCACUUCUAAACACUUGGCCUUGGCAAGUCAAGUCAUCAGUUUUACAUGUGCUAUUAUUCCUGGUAGGUGA
Rosa rugosa (rugosa rose) is the source of this 1032-nucleotide messenger RNA. RefSeq names its product putative F-box protein PP2-B12. NCBI's taxonomy places the organism in Eukaryota, Viridiplantae, Streptophyta, Magnoliopsida, Rosales, Rosaceae. The record is from RefSeq and is a predicted model, not a curated record. The transcript has 5 exons. Gene Ontology annotation, biological process: retrograde transport, endosome to Golgi. Bases 49 to 1032 code for a protein of 327 amino acids. Gene Ontology annotation, molecular function: protein binding.